AUGGACGUGAUAUCGAACGAAAAGUAUCUUAUAGCGCGUGCAAAAGAAUCCACCGAUCCGUACAAAGCGAAGGCGUGGAUAAUAGCGGCCAAAACGCUAUUCCCAAACGACUUCGGUGUGCAGUUUGAGGCGUACGAAAUCGAAAAGAAUGCAAACAACUUUGAGGAAGCGGCGAAAUGUCUUAGUUACAUUGUAAUGACCUUCCAUGGGGCUCAUCAAACGCCGACCAAUUUGCUUAACGAGAUAUCGCUUAUGACGAAUGCGUUACGCAUCCCCGAAGGAUGCACGACACCAGAGCAAGAGUUUUACGUGAAAAUGUUCCAAUACAUCUCGUACGAGGUGCAGCAUCAGAUACUGCUCCUGACGGCGGCCCACUCUAACAACAAUCUGGACCAUUGUCGAUUGAUAAUGCUAUUGUUGAAACGCUUUCCUCAGGCAAUUUCUACGCAUGCGCCCCGUUUGCUGGAAACGUUGAUACAGAAUGUGACCAUGCCAAGCUUCAAGGAAAUGCUGUUUAACGAAGCAAUACCGCUGGUGUACAAUCGUGCACCGGAACUGGCUCCCAAGCUCGUGCAUCGAUUGAUGGCGGUCUGUUUCGAGUACUAUCUGAAUCAAAUGCUAAACGAUACCGAGGACCGAGCACGCUCGUCCGCCGAUUGUUGGAAGAAAAUUUUCGAAAUAUUGGACUUUUGUGGCAAAAUUCUCAAAUGGGAACCGUUCGUGCUGUACAAGAAAAGUUGGAGUAAGGACGUAUACUGCCAAAAAAUCAUUCACAUCUACAAUCUAGAUCCGUUCCGGUCGACGGAAAGCAAACAGAUACUGUUCUGUGCUACUAUUGUGUUCGUACUGGCACUGCAAGACUACAUCGGGUAUUCGAAACUCCGCUCGAAAGACGGUAUAACCGAGACCGAGGUAAUACUGGUCGAAGCAUUGAAAGAAGUGACGCCGGAGGUGAAACGGCGCACCCACGAAGGUGUGCUCGAAAUUCCACACAUUCUGGUUAAUGCUCCGGUUAGUCCGGAUGCGCCCAAUUGUCUGCUCGCCUGCCAAAGCUGCUGGCAGCUGCUGCACUCGAACGACGUUAUGAAAGCCGAUUUUGCGCAGCUAAUUCUUUGCAUACCGCAACUUUCGGGUUGGGUGCAGAAGUUCCUGAUCGAUUUGUAUGUGUGCGCUGGACAGCAUGAAGAAACAGCCACACUACUGCAGGCAUCGACUGGAACCACGAUGACACAACUGGAAAAAUCCGUACGCCAGUUUGCGCUCACGCUCGUACAAGGUCCACCAACGGUCCAUCUGUUCGAGCAAAUGGGAACGAUUCUGAAGCAUUUGCCGCACGCACCAUCUCGUGGGUACUAUUUGGAGAACGUUGCGCUUGGUCAAACGGCCAGAGUACUAAUGCUAAUGCCGUUGACCAAACGCGCGAUUCUGCACUAUCUUGUGCAAACGCUUAUCGUACUGCUUAAACCGAAACUGAUCGACAUGGAGUGUAGCAGCUCACUGUUGGGGAAUCUGUUAGUACUGUCGCAACUUAACUGGCCGCACGAAUCAACCACGGUCGAAAUCGUUUUCGAAAUCAUCAAAACUCGCCGUCUGUUUGCGUAUCUACACUUUACGAACUAUGUCAUCCAGGCGGAAAUUAUCGAAGAAUUUAUGCAUCUGUGGACUCAUUCGCCGGACGUGAAGCUGGAGCUGGCGAUGCCCCAGCAAAGUCUUGCAACCGGUGCCCGGCGUAUUGGAACACGUGGAGCGGACAAGGGUGUAAAGGAAGAUUUUAAGCAGAUCAUUCGACAGCAGGUCGCACGCAGCAAUGAUGAUAUCGACGAACUGUUACUACAAUUCCUACAGCAGCAACAGGUAACGCUAGUGCAGAAUGUGUUUGAUAAAUGAAAUUUUGACGCAA
Anopheles maculipalpis is the source of this 1900-nucleotide messenger RNA. RefSeq names its product integrator complex subunit 10 (gene IntS10). Gene Ontology annotation, biological process: snRNA processing. The coding region runs from base 1 to 1887 and encodes 628 amino acids. The transcript is spliced from 4 exons. The record is from RefSeq and is a predicted model, not a curated record. Lineage: Eukaryota; Metazoa; Arthropoda; Insecta; Diptera; Culicidae. Gene Ontology annotation, cellular component: integrator complex.